Messenger RNA from Cooperia oncophora, 489 nucleotides. The record is from the annotation of a GenBank genome assembly. Lineage: Eukaryota; Metazoa; Nematoda; Chromadorea; Rhabditida; Trichostrongylidae.
UUGUAUAAAAAAACGAGUGUUUUCAGUCGACUUUCGUCUUUGAUCAAGAACACCAAGGGUAAAAUUGUCUACAAAUCCAACGAAGAACCCUGCAGGAACGAGAGGUUCCUUCCACCACAUGUGAUCGAAAUUGAAAAGGAUGACGUUCUUAUGCAAGAAGAGAUCUUCGGACCCCUUUUGCCGAUUGUGACCGUGAAAUCAUUCGACGAAGCUAUCGAAUGGGUCAGGGAUAACGAAAAGCCCCUCGGUGCCUACCUCUUCACUAAGAAUCCCGAAAAGGCGAAACGCUUCCUUCUGGAGACGUCCAGUGGCGGAGUAACAGUGAACGAUGUGAUGGUCCACGCUUUUGUGAACACCCUUCCUGCCGGUGGUAUAGGCAACAGUGGUAUGGGUCGACUAAACGGUAAAUACGGGUUCGACAACUACGUCCACGAGAAGCCGAUUCUUGUGAGAAAUGGCCUCGGGAAGGAAGUCUUCGCUAGCCUGUGA